Messenger RNA from Pecten maximus, 1479 nucleotides. Its product is annotated as EMILIN-2-like. The record is from RefSeq and is a predicted model, not a curated record. Gene Ontology annotation, molecular function: protein binding. Lineage: Eukaryota; Metazoa; Mollusca; Bivalvia; Pectinida; Pectinidae. The transcript has 2 exons. The coding region runs from base 461 to 1027 and encodes 188 amino acids.
UAUUCUGUAGAUGUAGAGGAUUACCAUUGUCUGUGUUUACGAUAAGAUCACAGACAUGUUUGUGAAGUUCUUAUUUACCAUAUAUGUGGCCGGAAUCCUCGGUCAUUCGGUUGGAAACCAGCUUGACCAAAGCAAUCCAAUGCUACAUAUUUCUGACCGUGACAAUGGAUAUCCAAUUCCUUCGGAACUGCAGGAUUUUGUCUCCAUCGUUUACCAGAAGAUUCAGGGUAUGGAACGUCUACUGACAGAGAAGGAUGAACGCAUGAAUCAACUGGAAUCAAAAAUCGCUACUCAGAUGACGGAAAUAAUGUCGCUAAAACAGGGGAUAACAUCACUGGAAGAAGCAAUCAUACUGAAGGAUGAAGUUGUAGAUACGUUGUCGACAAGAUUAUCGGACAUGGACACAAAAGCGAGAAUUUAUUCCGCUUAAGUACACCAUAAUUCGCAAAAUGGCACUAAAAUGUCGACUCAUUCCAACAAACAUAUCUCAGAUGGCGAUAACUAUCUCAAAAAUCAGUCUGACGAGGACAGCAAUGUAGCGCAAGCAGAGAAAGAGGCGGAAACAUUAUCGACAGCAAAGUUCUCAGAAUGCCCACAAAAACGUGUCGCCCCGACUAACAGAACUGCCGUAGCAUUCCAUGUGACCCUUUCAAAAAGAACAACUGUCACAAAUAACGACGUCAUAGUAUAUGAUUUCGAGACACUAGACCAGGGUGACGGAUACAACCCGAGGGACGGGCUUUAUAUCGCCCCGGAGUCGGCCACAUAUGUCCUCACAUGGACCACAAUUUGCAAUCCACAUAAUUAUUUCAAGACUCUGCUUGUGGUGAAUGGGGCAAUACGGGGAACGUCAUGGACAGAUUCACAAGAAAUAAAUGAUUAUCAUCAAACUACAGCUGUCAUCGUACUGACAUUGAACCAGGGAGAUCAUAUCUUUAUUCGCAUGGGGCCUACAAACGGACACGGAACAAUAGUAAGCGAUAACAUUGUCGGGUAUUCUUCCUUCUCAGGAUGGAAACUUGACUAGCGAAAGAAAAACAAAUCAGAAAUUUCGGGAUAUUCAAGGAUGAACUUUUUUAUACGUUUGUAUUGAAUUUAAUCCUUAAAGUUUAACCUACUGUACAUCCCUGUGUUAACAUAUUUGCUUUUGGUUGACAUUAUUGUAUCGCGUUGCUAUUAAACUACUAUAAUUACCUAUAAUAUACAUACGCUGCAAUUAUUUCUUUCCAAAAGAUAAAAACCUGAUUUUCUUAACAAAUCUGUUUAAAGACACAAUAUCAUUAUCUGGGCUAGGUGAAUGCACCGAAGGUUAUACUUGUUAAAAACAGGGUAUAUGAAAAGCCAAAUCUUUUGUUUAAAAAAAUCUGAAAACAUUGCUUUUGCAAAACAAUAUCUACCAUGCUAAGAGAUUGAUGAUCUGUUGGAAUUAAUUACCAAUAAUCUUUGUAUCAUUGAAUACAACAUAGAUUAAAUAUCAUC